GAAUCCGUGCUUCACUUCUCCUCCAAAAGCAAAUAAAAGUUAGAAAUGCCCAUUUCUUAACAAACACAAAAUGCUUCUUUACUUCUUCUUUGCUUUUUCUCUCUUUAUUUCCCCUCCUUCUCCUUCUCCUUCUUCUUUAGCACCCAUAACCAAAGACCAUGAAACUCAUCUCUACACACUCUCCCUUUACCUCAAAACCCCACCACAAGCCACAACUCUCCUCCUCGACUUAAACGCUCCUUUCAGUUGGAUCCAUUGUUCUGACAACAACAACAUUUCCUCAACAUACCAUUCCAUUUCAUGUAACUCACCUUUAUGUUCUGCUCUUGGUUCACGUGCUUGUGCCAAGUGUCACCACUCUCCUAACACCGACUGUUCUAAUGACCCGUGUAUUCUAUCUCCGUUAAACUCUGUUACUCAUAAAACGUCGACAGGAAAGGUUAUUACUGGCUCGCUUGCGUUGCCGGUAACGGAUGGUAGGAAUCCGGGACAACUUAAGGGGUUUGAUGAGUUCUUGUUGUCUUGUUCCAAGAAGUCUUUGCUUAAAGGACUUACUAAAGGUGUUGCCGGUUUGGCUGGUUUAGGCCGGUCCAGAUUCUCGCUUACAACUCAGGUUAGCACUUCCUUUUCGUCUACACGCACUUUUGCUCUAUGCUUGACCGGUUCACCUUCAGCUCCUGGAGUUGCUUUCUUCGGUUCACUUGGACCUUAUCACUUUUUACCUGAAAUUGACCUUUCAAAAACACUUCAUUAUACCCCACUAGUCCAAAACCCGGUUCAAAGUGACUAUUUCAUUAGUUUGACUUCCAUAAAAGUCAACGGAGUAAAUGUACAACUGGACCAGAAUAAUAUCCUAACCAAGCUGAGCACAGUGACUCCAUACACCACACUACAAAGUAACAUCUACAAAGUAUUUACCGAGACAUUUGUAAAUGAAUCUGCUAAGGUUAACCUCACAGUAACAAAUCCUAUGGAACCGUUUAAGGUUUGUUAUAAUGCAGAUGAGGUAUUGGAUACAAAGGUAGGACCAGCUGUGCCAACCGUUGAUCUUGUGAUGGAGGGUGAUGAUGUGUUUUGGAGAAUAUUUGGAUCAAAUUCAAUGGUUAGGAUUGCAAGAGAUGGAGUGGAUGUAUGGUGUUUAGGGGUUUCGGAUGGUGGGAUUAGGACUGAGACAUUGAUCGUAAUUGGAGGACAUCAAAUGGAGGAUAAUUUAAUGCAAUUUGAUUUGGAUCAACAAAGAUUAGGGUUUAGUUCUUCAGUUUUAGCAUAUAACACCUCAUGUUCUAAUUUCAACUUUACCACUGUUAGUAACUUGAGUUGAAAUUAACUUAAGAGUAAGACAAUUUACAUUCUGAUGAAUUUCUUUUUUCCUUUGUUUUCUUUUGCUCAAUAGUUUCUUCGUACUUAAAUGAAUGUUGUGGGAUUUGCAAUCUUUGUUUCAA
This is a messenger RNA of Lycium barbarum (goji berry), 1442 nucleotides long. Its product is annotated as probable aspartic proteinase GIP1. Gene Ontology annotation, biological process: proteolysis. NCBI's taxonomy places the organism in Eukaryota, Viridiplantae, Streptophyta, Magnoliopsida, Solanales, Solanaceae. Bases 71 to 1321 code for a protein of 416 amino acids. The transcript is spliced from 2 exons. Gene Ontology annotation, molecular function: aspartic-type endopeptidase activity. The record is from RefSeq and is a predicted model, not a curated record.